UUACUAGGAAUUGAUUUUUGUCAUGUUGACAAGACAAUAACAACAUUAUCACGAUAUACUGCUGGCUCCGAUAUCUCGGGUUACUUAACUCUUAGACGUUCCAGCACGGGGCGACACACGCUUUGAAUCUUCUAAAAUGUGCGGAAAACUUAUAUGUUGGAUUUUUAUUUACUUUCUAAGUUUUGAAUUUUGUUUUGCGAACAAUCGGUACAUUUAUCUAAGUUCACGAUUAGAAGGCCAGGCAAUCACAAGUCACCUUAUAAAGAGCAUGCAAACGUACUCCGAGAUUGGUUGCUCUCGGAAUUGUUUAAACAACGAAGGCUGUAUGGCAAUUUCUUUCGGAUGCAGAAGUAUGGAGGCCAAUGGAUGGGGAAUCUGUGACCUUAUAUCAGAGGAUGGAGGGACACCCUACACUGUGGCCGUGGAUCCAGCGAUGUGUACAAUGGCUGUCGUUGACCGAUAUCCCGAGGGUCCUUGGUCAAACGUCAAUCAACCAACCAUUUCAUCAGUAACGACCGACGCCAUGACGUCGGUCAAUUUUCAACAAACAACUGCUUCGACGAUUAGGGUGGUGGACAUGAUUGAUCGCCUACAAAACAUGUGUUCUGCAUCCUCUCAGUCGGACUUCGCCGUCAUCACCACGGAGAUUAUUUAUUUCUAUGACGACAAGGCCUCCCUGACAUCCGGGUCAUGUAAAUCCGUGCACUAUUCUACAUUGUUUUCUGGGUAUAGCGAUCUUCCUGAUAUCACUCAUUGGAAAGCCGUCCUCACCAUGUCACAGAGUUACGUAGAUGUUUAUACAGACACCAAAGUUUUUCGCUGGGGAAUAACAUCUCAAAGUCUUCAUGUAAUGUCAGGUUAUCCUAAAUUUAGAGCUGCAUACCUGCGUGAUAUUAAAGGAAGUCCGGUAUCGUAUAUACCUACCGAUCCGGUAUGGGCUGUGCAUCGAGUGACUCUUGGUUCUUGGGACAUUUAUUUCUACGAAUCUAACAAUAAAAACUUCAAUUUAUACUCUAAUCAACCACCGGGCGAAUGGACUUUUGCCAAAUCCGACAAUACUAUCUUCAACCAGAAUGGCUGGGCCCUCAAUCCAUGGACAGAUCUUCCACCGAACACGGUGGCGCUGACGGCACAAGAUCACACAGGGAUUGACUUUGUGGGAAUCACAGGGAAUUUUGACGUCUUUUUUUACAAAGUCACGGACCAGUAUCAAAUGUUAACUGACCCCAUUGUCACGAUCCAUAAGCUUUCGUUUUAGUUGAAAUUUACAUCAACGCACUGUCUAUUUGUUGUUGACGUACAAAUUUAUGCGAGGACACGAGGUAUCUUUGAGUUAAUUGAGAAAAGCGAUAAUGUGGAGCCUCUGUUUUUGGAAUAGCUCAACGAUAUUUUGUUUACACCAGCGAGCUGUCAAUCAUGUAAUUGUUUUUAUCCCUUUGACUCAUGCAGUUGACCAAUUAUUUUAUUUGAAAUAUCUUAUGAAUUACCUUAUGGAUGCUAGAUAGUGAUUAUAAUUUAAUAAGUUGUUUAUAUUUGUCAAAAAAGAAUACCGGUAUAUAAACUUAAUUUUUUUUACUACUUUUCCUUGCUUGACCUUGUAUUUGUACAUUUGUAAUGAUCCUUGUUUUGUACCAAAUAUACAUCUUUUUCUGUGAGAAAAAAACCCAAACAAAGUACCUCAAAAAUCACUGCAAAACCUGUCAUAAAUUUACUAAUAAAUAAUCAUUUAUACAAUUAUCAAUAAUUAGACUUUUCUAGAUUACUACCAUCAAAGUAAAGACUUUCAAAGGACGUAAAUCCUUAACAACUGAAUUCAAUUCAUUAUCAUAUGUCAUAAAAAGAUUUAAAAGUUGAAAGAAUACACUUUUUAGACUUUGAUAAACCUACAUUCGGCGAUAAGAAAUCUACAUAUACAGCAACUGCGUAUGCGGAGUUAGCAAGGUUCCCACUGUUUUACCGCAGACCAUUCGCGUUAAUUAAAUAUUUGCUAAAAUUACUAAUUCCAACAACUGUAUUAUAACAAAUUGUUAUGACAAAUUGUUUGACGAUGUUGAGUAUCAUAAGAAAAUCAAUUCGGUGUCUGUGAAAACCAAUACCUACUAAGUUUCAAAAAUGUAUUUCUAAAAUCAGAUUGUUUUCGCAUACCCAUGCUGUUUAAACUGGUCGAUUCAAAUCAGAGAAGCUGUAUACUAGUAUAUUGUAUCAUUAAUUGAGUGGAAGAUGAAUUUCAUUUUAUCUUGAUAUGUCCUUUCUAUACUUUUUGUAAAAAUUUUAUUAAACCUUUUUUUUGGAUUAGACCUUCAAUGUUCAAAGUUGUGCAACCUUUAAUCUCAAAAAUUGUAAAAAUUAUGAAUAAUUUUGAAAGUAUAUAAAUAAUAGUUAAAAGACUAAAUUAUCGGUUACAAUAGUUUAAUUUUCUUGUCUAUUCUCCUGUUCCACUUGCUUAUUUCUGUGGAAUAUGUAUUGUAUAUAAAUAUGCGUACUGGUGGUCUUUAAAGCCUACAGUGAAUAUAGAAUGAAUGAAAAAUACUGAUAUAGCAAAAGCCACGUAACAUGUAAACAAAGUGGAAAUAACACAAGUAGUACCUUAAAAUAGGCCUCAGGGUGUAUGGAUUACAACCCGGGGUAAAUCCUCGUUCCUCCUUGAUAGACCUGGAUAACGAAUUUAUUUUCUACUUAAACCUACAUGUAUACAAAUCCGUUUCCCCAUUUCCAAUCGAGGGUGUAUUACACUUUAAAGAUAUAGUACCAUUUAUGUAUUUGGAUAUUAUGUACUCCUAAAACACGAGAUCUAUGAGCCGUGCAUAAAGAUUACAAUAACGAAGUCUAGUUUAUAUGAUACCAACAUCUUUCAUUUAUAAACAAUAAUGAGCAAUUUGGUUUUUUUUGUCUGUUUUCCGUGCCUGUUGAGACAAUGCAAUGUGAUAUCACGUUAUUUAUCGUGCAUAAAUAAACGACUACAACAUAUUUGAUUCAUGAAUUUCAUAUUUAAUGCCAAUGGGUAAGCGCUGUUCCUCACCAUGGCAUUUGGAGCUUAAGGUAACUCCGUACCUAUAAAAUCAUGGGUUUAAAGUUAAAAACUAAACUUUUUUUUAACUUAUUGGACUUGAAUUUCAUCAAAAAAUAAAUAAAAUAUAUAUGUAUCCAUACUAUUAAAGAUGUAAGUUAAUAAAAACCAAAGGCUGAAAUUAUCAUCUGAAAAUCACACUUUUUUUGUUUAAAAAUUAAAUAUAAGUGGAUGGAUACUUGUUUGUCUAUUUAAAUUUUA
Molecule: messenger RNA, 3268 nt
Organism: Magallana angulata
Lineage: Eukaryota; Metazoa; Mollusca; Bivalvia; Ostreida; Ostreidae
Exons: 4
Coding region: 137-1258 (373 amino acids)
Source: RefSeq, a predicted model, not a curated record